AUGAAGUACAUAAACAUCGGCGUGUUCGAGAGCAGUUGCUUCUCCGCAAUCGAACGUCAAACACCUCACAUUCCGAGCGAAAUUAUUCCUGGCUUGUAUCUUGGGAACGCCCUGACUGCAGCGGCUUACCUGCUGGGCAAAAUCGGUAGACCAGACGACAAAUACCCUUCGAUUGCCAGAAUGAUCACCGUACUGCCAGAAAGCUACGAGGGAUUCCCCUUCCCGCGCUUUCCUCGGCCUCUAGGCCGGGGAAAGGACAUUCAGAGGCUCGUGAUAGAGAAGCAGGAUCUUGAAGACACCAACCUUCUGGAGGGUUUUGACAAGGCUGCUCAAUUCAUUGAAGAGGGUGUGCUGGAGUAUGAGCGAGCGAUGGAGCGAGAAGAGCCCCGUCCAGCGUCACGCAAAUCCACAGGAGAGAGUCUCGACGAUGAUAAGGGCAAAGCGAGAGCAUCGUCGCCGUCAACAUGCCCUCCAGUUUCAGCCUGUAAAGUCCGCACAGAGCAACUGCCAAUACGACCACGAGAUAACCCGCUAUGGGCAAGCAAGUUGGCACCCAAAUCUCCCAUCGUCGUGCUGAAACAGCCUCAUCACCCCGUUCACAGCAAUCUAUCAAAACCCAUCAACACGACACAAACCAACCAACAAAUGUCAUCCUCACACACCCGAGCACAAGUAUCCCAAACCUCACGCAACCAAACCGGCGCCGUCCCCGUCCACUGCCACGGCGGCAUCUCCCGUUCCGCCACAAUCAUCGUCGCAUACCUCCUCAAUUACCACACAAGACUUCCCAAGUCUGACCCCUACGAUGCAGACGACGACCCAAAAUCCCGCCGCAAAGCAAAACGUUCCCAAGAAGACUCACUAGACGUCUCGGUCCGCGCCACGCAAUUCGUGAGGUCGAAGCGAUCAACUGUGCUUCCGAACAAGGGGUUUCGCUAUCAACUAUCGCAUUAUGCGAGCACGUUUGGUCGUUCGCUUACGGAUCCUGAGACUGGGAAAGUCAAGGAUGCGGAGUCGGAGCGGGCUGUUACUCGGGCUUUGAGGUAG
Molecule: messenger RNA, 1047 nt
Organism: Lithohypha guttulata
Lineage: Eukaryota; Fungi; Ascomycota; Eurotiomycetes; Chaetothyriales; Trichomeriaceae
Exons: 2
Coding region: 1-1047 (348 amino acids)
Biological process (GO): negative regulation of MAPK cascade; dephosphorylation
Molecular function (GO): protein tyrosine/threonine phosphatase activity; MAP kinase tyrosine phosphatase activity; MAP kinase tyrosine/serine/threonine phosphatase activity
Source: RefSeq, a predicted model, not a curated record